This is a messenger RNA of Medioppia subpectinata, 1095 nucleotides long. The record is from the annotation of a GenBank genome assembly. NCBI's taxonomy places the organism in Eukaryota, Metazoa, Arthropoda, Arachnida, Sarcoptiformes, Oppiidae.
AAAAUUAAUACAAUGAAAUUACUAUUGCUAACCGCACUCGUAUGCGGACAAGCAUUAUUGGCCGCGGCCAAGCCUAAGGUGAUCUGCUAUUGGCCCAAUUGGCGCCUGUAUGAAUCGGGGGACAAUAAGCAUACUCCUGAAAACAUUGACCCAACCCUUUGUACUCACCUUCACUACGCGUUUCACGUGAUGGACGAGCAAAACAACGUGUUAAAAGACAGUGACGGCCCGCAGCCCGACAUUUACCGUCGGCUACAGGAGCUCAAGAAGAAGAACCCGGAGCUGAAGAUUAUACCGUCGUUGGGCGGCGGCGGACAACCGGACGCCCCCUACUCUAGACUCGUGAAUGACGCGGGCCGUAGGGCUCAGUUCAUUAAAAACACUAUCGCUUAUAUCCAUAAGUAUAAGUGGGACGGACUGGACAUUGACUGGGAGUACCCGGUUUGUUGGGGCGGUGAUUGUAAUAAAGGCCCCAAGUCUGACAAGCCCAAUUUUGGCAAAUUGCUCACGGAAUUACGCGCAGCAUUUGAUAAGGAAACGCCCCGACUAUCCCUGUCCUGUGCCAUACAGGCUGAUGGAGAUGUGGCCGAUCAGGCCUACGACUAUCACGCUAUGGCCAGCGCUACCGAACGGUUCGUGUCAAAGGGUAUACCCAAAGAGAAGGUACUAAUGGGGGUCCCAUUCUAUGGACACGUAUUCAAACUGCAAGACCGAAACCAGCACUCGAUCGGCGCCCCCAUCACUGGUGAGGGCCGUACACCACAUGGCGAGGGCGAUAACGCACAUUAUAAGGAGAUGUGUGAUUUGAUCAAACAUCAGGGUUGGGCUAAGGAGGACCCGGAUCAGGGACACGACCCCAUCUCAUACCACGACCUAACGUGGGUGGGCUAUGACGACCCCUACGCCGCCUACGACAAGAGCAAAUGGGUUAAGGACAACGGUUAUGGUGGUAUAAUCGUAUGGGAAAUCACCCAGGAUGAUUUUCAUCCCAAAUCAUUGGACUACAUGAACGUGAUGACAUACGACUUGUACGGCCCCUGGAAUCGCAAGACUGGCCAUUACUCGCCGUAUCAAAAGUGCAUAGAUUAUAGCCAA